AUGCAAUUAUUUUAUUCAACAAUUAUUUUGUUUUUAUUAAUAUCAACAUCAGUCGGAUCAAUUUUUAAUACACCAUGUAAAAUUUUAUGCCAAAAAGGCUAUGUUCAAUGUUAUAACAACUAUAUCACCAAUGAAGAAGUUUAUUCUUUUGGAUUUUGUGGCACAGAAUUAGAUGGUUGUUUAUUAAGAUGUAGCCAUCCAAGAACUUUUCAACCUCGCACUGUGGAACCUGGAUACAAUGUAGAGAUCCCAGCAUCAAGAUCAAGAGACAACUACCAAAAUUUAAAAAGUCAAAAUCAACAACAACAAAGCAAUAACAUUCAAAAGGAUUGUAAAGAAAAUUCUUCUCAAGCAACAGUAAAUUAA
This is a messenger RNA of Dictyostelium purpureum, 366 nucleotides long. RefSeq lists its product as uncharacterized. NCBI's taxonomy places the organism in Eukaryota, Evosea, Eumycetozoa, Dictyosteliales, Dictyosteliaceae. The transcript has a single exon. The record is from RefSeq and is a predicted model, not a curated record. The coding region runs from base 1 to 366 and encodes 121 amino acids.